CUCGAGCUAUCUAAACGCUCUCGCUCUUAGUCCAUACCUCUUCUCAUCACCGCAACAACAUAAAUUCCGUAUUGCCUUCAUGUCCUCAUCUCUAGCGCGCUCACGCGCCACCGCUCUAACGCGCUCCUGCGCACGAACACAAGCCAGGCAAUUGGCGACUGCAUCGUUAGCGUCCCAAAGCAACUUGGUCAACAUAGUCGAAGUCGGCCCGCGCGACGGCCUCCAGAACGAGAAGAGCACCAUCUCCGUCGACACCAAGGUCGAUCUCAUCGACCGGCUCGCGAGUGCCGGCCUGCGCUACGUCGAGGUGGGCAGCUUCGUCAGCCCCAAGUGGGUUCCUCAGAUGGCCGGCACCGCUGACGUCGUCUGUCGCCUCCCGCGGCACCCCAACACGCACUACGCCGUCCUCACGCCCAACACGCGCGGGCUCGCCGACCUCCUCUCCAUCCUGCACACGCCCUCCCCAGACUCGCACGACACCCCUCCCCCGCCGAUCAGCGAAGUCGCGAUCUUCACCGCCGCCUCGGACGCGUUCUCCCAGGCCAACACAAACUGCACCGUGCUCGAGUCGCUACAGCGCCUCGAGAGCGUCGCGCGCGAGGCGCAGGACAAUAAGCUCCGGGUGCGCGGGUACGUGAGCGUCGUGGACACGUGUCCGUAUUCUGGGCGGACGGAUCCGGGCAAGGUGCGCGAGGUGGCGAAGGCGCUGGUCGAGAUGGGCUGCUACGAAGUUAGCUUGGGCGAUACGGUGGGCACGGGCACGCCGGGCACGACACGGGCGAUGCUGGAGGAGGUGGGCAAGGACGUGCCGGUGGAGAAGCUGGCUGGGCAUUUCCACGACACAUAUGGCACCGCCAUUGCCAACGUCUUUGAAGCGCUCUCCUUCGGCAUCCGUACCAUCGACGCUGCCGUCGGCGGACUCGGUGGAUGCCCCUAUUCGCCGGGCGCGACAGGCAACGUCGCAACCGAAGACGUCAUCUACGCACUCCAGGGCUCGGCAUACGGCGUCCAGGGCGGCGCGAAAUGGCAGGACGUCGCAGAGAUCGGCGGAUGGAUCUCGGAUACACUGAGCAGACAGAGCACGAGUCGUGUAGGACGGGCAUAUGCUGCGCGCAAGGAGCGGCAGAGGAGGAAGGAGGGAGAAAAGGCCAAGCUCUGAAGUCUUGACAAGGGGCGCAUAUAUCGUGUAAAAUACUAAUUGAUCCAUAGUUGUGCUAGCAUCAUGUAAACAGCAUGCAGAUAAUAAAAGCGAUGUAUACCAUCGUUCAAUCCUCCAUACUGUCCGAUACAUCCCGCUCGAUUGCCUACUCCAUCCUCUCCAAAAAUCCAACGCCACCCGCUCUGACCUUGGCCCCAAAACUCUCAUACCACUUCUGAAUCACGCCCAUGGGCACCAUACUGUCCGGCGUGAUCGUCGCCCCUCCCCCGCCAGGAACAAAGCCCGCGACAUAGUUAAACAGAUGCCUCGCGAUGCGCUCCGCGAGCAGCGACGCGUCUGGGUUCUUGUUCGCCGCGCCGACAGCGGUACUGCUGCCCUGCGCGGCAGCGAGCCCGACGACCUGCGACAGCACCUGUGACAGGGGCUCGAUGGCGAAGCCGAGGAUCGCGGUGACGUCCCCCGGCGCUGCGUUCGUCUGCAUCGAGGCAGCGGCGGCGGGGUUGGCGGAGAAGGCGGUGGGUGUGCUCGAUGUGGAGUAGGUCCCGCGCAGGCGGAAGAUGGCGGAGGGUUUUUCGUUGGAGAGCCUGGCAAGAGAGAUUGGCGAUGUUAGCUUGGGUACAGCGUGUUAGUGGGUGAG
This is a messenger RNA of Coniophora puteana RWD-64-598 SS2, 1796 nucleotides long. Its product is annotated as aldolase. Gene Ontology annotation, molecular function: hydroxymethylglutaryl-CoA lyase activity. Gene Ontology annotation, biological process: ketone body biosynthetic process; L-leucine catabolic process. Bases 80 to 1159 code for a protein of 359 amino acids. Lineage: Eukaryota; Fungi; Basidiomycota; Agaricomycetes; Boletales; Coniophoraceae. The transcript is spliced from 3 exons. The record is from RefSeq and is a predicted model, not a curated record.